AUGCAUUUACUCAAAACAUUAAAGCAAACUAACUUGGAUAUCAGAAUACUAUGGACAUCAGUAUUUCUUAGGAUGGCCAGCUAUGGCCUCACCAAUCAAAUACUUGCAUUAUACCUCAAAAAGAUUAAUAUUUCAGAAUUCGAAAUUGGACUUUUCAUGACACUUACCCUAGUUGGAGACACCUUCAUCUCGUAUUUUCUCACAUGGAAUGCUGAUCGAAUAGGCCGUCGUAAAGUGAUGCUCAUUGGUUCAAUCAUGAUGCUUGCGUCUGGUAUUGUUUUCGCUUAUUCGACCAAUUUUUACAUAUUGUUGGCAGCAGCUAUUUUUGGUGUGAUUUCACCUUCGGGAGAUGAGACAGGUCCGUUCAAGUCGGUUGAAGAGGCGUCAAUGGCACAUUUGACUCCACAUAACCACCGUCCAGAAGUAUUUGCAUUUUAUGGAUUAUUUUCCACUGCUGGAGCAGCAGCGGGGUCUCUUAUCUGCGGAUUUUUAGUUGAUUAUAUGAAUUUAGAGCUCAACUGGAGUUUAAAGAAAAGCUAUCAAAGUAUAUUCAUUGUCUAUUCAGCUAUAGCUGGCAUGAAGUUUAUCUUGAUGCUGUUUUUAUCUGAAAAAUGCGAGAUACAUGCGGACAACUUUACCGAAGUGACUGAACAUUCAAGGUUGAUAGAGACCGAUGAGGAAGAAUUGGGUAAGGUAUCAAGUUUGUCUAGUACCACUAGGUACUACUUGCCAAGAUUACUAAUCAUCUUCAUGCUCGAUUCUUUGGGAUAUGGAUUCAUGCCAUCCGCGUGGGUGGUGUACUACCUCAAGUUCACGUUCGAAUUGACGGCAAAAGCACUAGGUAUCUUGUUUUUUGUGACUAACCUGGUUGAUGCUGUCUCUUCCUUGCCUUCGGCAUAUUUUGCCAAGCUCUUGGGACCCGUCAAAGCAAUUCUAUUCACACAGGCGCCGUCUGCUAUAUUUUUCGGCCUUGUUGCUAUCAGUCAACUGUAUCCAGUUGUAGCAGUAUUGUUGUUGCUUUAUUACCUUACUUCAACAAUGGACGUUGUUCCCCGUCAAGUCUUGUUGACAUCAAUUAUGCCUAAUGAAGAGAUUACAAAAGUCAUGGGAAUAGUCAAUAUCGGAAAGACAUUUGCCAGAUGUGUUGGCCCUAUAUUCACGGGUAAGCUCGCGGAACACAGGAAGUUGCGUUACGGCUUUAUUAUCAACAGCGCGUGUGUUCUCUUUGCCGACCUCAUACUUGCAAUCAACUUCCUCCAUAUUGACAAUGACAUUGUGCUCAAGCAGAGAAUAGAUCAAAAUAUAGAAUAA
Lodderomyces orthopsilosis Co 90-125 is the source of this 1311-nucleotide messenger RNA. RefSeq lists its product as uncharacterized. The record is from RefSeq and is a predicted model, not a curated record. Gene Ontology annotation, biological process: transmembrane transport. Bases 1 to 1311 code for a protein of 436 amino acids. Gene Ontology annotation, molecular function: transmembrane transporter activity. Lineage: Eukaryota; Fungi; Ascomycota; Pichiomycetes; Serinales; Debaryomycetaceae. Gene Ontology annotation, cellular component: fungal-type vacuole membrane. The transcript has a single exon.